Paramisgurnus dabryanus is the source of this 4537-nucleotide messenger RNA. RefSeq names its product scavenger receptor cysteine-rich domain-containing group B protein-like. Gene Ontology annotation, biological process: zymogen activation. The record is from RefSeq and is a predicted model, not a curated record. Lineage: Eukaryota; Metazoa; Chordata; Actinopteri; Cypriniformes; Cobitidae. Gene Ontology annotation, molecular function: serine-type endopeptidase activity. Gene Ontology annotation, cellular component: plasma membrane.
GCACAAAGGAAAGAUAGCUUUAUUUAAAGGAUUAAGAAAUACCAUACACAUGAUAUGCAUAUUAUGUUUGGAGCACUGAGAAACAACACAAGAAAAACAAUGCGAAGAUCUCUUCUUACUCUGUUUUUAGUCUGUGCUCUGAGUUCUCCAUCUGGAGGUGAUGUUAGACUAGCAAAUGGUAAUAAUCGCUGCUCUGGUAGAGUUGAGGUCUUUCAUGAUGGCCGUUGGGGAACUGUGUGUGAUGACUCUUGGGACAUUAAUGAUGCUACUGUGGUGUGCAGACAGGUGGGAUGUGGAAAAGCUCUUAGUGCCAACAGUAAGGCUUCUUUUGGUCAGGGGAGUGACCCAAUCUUGCUGGAUGAUGUUGCAUGUUCUGGAAGUGAGAGCAGCAUAAAACAGUGCAAACACAGGGAACUAGGAACACAUGACUGUAGCCACAGUGAAGAUGCUGGUGUUACAUGUUCAGACUUAAGAUUGGUCAGUGGCUCUGAUUCCUGCUGUGGAAGAGUGGAGAUCCUUAACAAUGGCCAGUGGGGAACUGUGUGUGAUGACGACUGGGACAUAACAGAUGCUGAUGUUGUGUGCAAACAAUUAAACUGUGGCAGAGCCAUCAGCGCCCCUCUCAAUGCAGCAUUUGGUCAGGGAAGUGGAGAGAUCUGGCUGGAUAAUGUUGGAUGCUCUGGAAAUGAAAAUUCUCUUACACAGUGCUCACACAGAGGUCUGGGACAACAUAACUGUAAUCAUGGUGAAGACACUGGUGUUGUGUGUACAGGUGAUCUGCAGAUACCCAUUUUUUCCAUAAUCUCUCCACAUUCAGUUGUGUCUCCUGGAGAAAACAUUCAGUUCAAAUGCACAACACCUAAUCCAAGAUGGCAGGAAAAUGCUAAAUUCCACCUGUUCAGAAGCAGAUCAUCCACAAUAUCCUCUCAAACAAGUGUAUCUAGUGUGACUUUCAGUCUGACUGUAGACGUCUCAAAUCAGGAUCAGUACAGCUGUGAUUACUCUUACAGGAAUGACAUCAUCAAGUCUUCCAGGAGUAAAACUAUUGAAAUCACUGUAGUGAACCUGCAGAAGCCACACAUUUCUCUCAGUCCUCAGGGUUCAGUGGUCGCCAGAGGUCACAGCUUCACUAUUACUUGUUCAUCUGAAUCUCAGUAUUCUGGAGGCUUCUUCUCUUUGUUCAAUGGAUCAAACAUCAUCAGUAGGAAACCAGUUGUCAAUCACGCAGCCAUCUUCAUCUUUCCUGAGGCAGAUUAUUCACAUGUGGGAAGCUACAUUUGUGUUUAUGAAGUCAUUGUCUCCUCACGUAACUUUCGUUCAGUUUCCUCUAACCAGCUGCUCAUCACUAUCAGAGAUGGGUUAAGAUUGGUCAGUGGCUCUGAUUCCUGCUGUGGAAGAGUGGAGAUCCUUCACAAUGGCCAAUGGGGAACUGUGUGUGAUGACGACUGGGACAUAAGAGAUGCUGAUGUUGUGUGCAAACAAUUAAACUGUGGCAGAGCCAUCAGCGCCCCUCACAGCGCAGCAUUUGGUCAGGGAAGUGGAAUGAUCUUGCUGGAUGAUGUUGGAUGCUCUGGAAAUGAGCGCUUCCUCGUACAGUGCUCACACGGAGGUCUGGGACAAAAUAACUGUAAUCAUGGUAAAGACACUGGUGUUGUGUGUACAGGUGAUCUGCAGAUACCCAUUCUUUCCAUAAUCUCUCCACAUUCAGUUGUGUCUCCUGGAGAAAUCAUUCAGUUCAGAUGCACAACACCUAAUCCAAGAUGGCAGGAAAAUGCUAAAUUCCACCUGUUCAGAAGCAGUUCAUCCACAAUAUCCUCUCAAACAAGUGUAUCUAGUGUGACUUUCAGUCUGACUGUAGACGUCUCAAAUCAGGAUCAGUACAGCUGUGGUUACUCUUACAGGAAUGACAUCAUCAAGUCUUCCAGGAGUAACACUAUUGAAAUUACUGUAGUGAACCUGCAGAAGCCCAAUAUUUCUCUCAGUGGAUUGUUUGACUUUGGUCCUCAGGGUUCAGUGAUUACCAGAGGUCACAGCUUCACUAUUACUUGUUCAUCUGAAUCUCAGUAUUCUGGAGGCUUCUUCUCUCUGUUCAGUGGAUCAAACAUCACCAGUAGUCAACCAGCUGUCAAUCACUCAGCCGUCUUCAUCUUUCCUGAGGCAGAUUAUUCACAUGAGGGAAGCUACAGUUGUGAUUAUGAAGUGAAUGUGUCCUCACGUAACUUCCAUUCAGAUGCGUCUGACCUGCUGCUCAUCACUAUCAGAGCCUCUCUGCUUCCUGUCAUUGGUGGUGUUGUGUCAGCUGUACUUCUCAUCUUCUCUGCUCUUGUUAUCGUCUUCAUAGUGAAGAGAAGACAAAAGCAGAACAAUAAGGAGAUUCGUAAAAAGUGUUUUUUUAAGAAAGGUGAGGGUAAUACAUAUGAAGGUGCAUCCUGUAACACCAAAAAUGAAGAGGAAAAUGAGGACAUCUAUCAAAAUGUGGAACUUGAAAAGAAAGAUAAUGUGAGCAGUGAUGAUGACUCUGAACAGGACUAUAUUAAUGUGGAUCCAGAUAAUUUAAAACAGGAUUGUAUGAAUGCAGACACAGAUGAUUCUGAAGAGGAUUAUGUUAAUGUUGAUAUUACAGAAAACAGAAGUACGGUAGACAGUAAAUGUGAUGAUGACCUCUAUGAAAGUUUUAUGGAUAAUGAGUGAACCUGAAAUACAGUAGAUUUUCCUUAGAGACAGCAAUAUGCAUCAAAGACUGAUUGAUACAAAUGAUGAUGAUGUGAUGAUGAUGUAGUUUGGUGUUUCCUGUCAAACACAUGAACUGGGUCCCAUCUCUGAUGUUAUUGCAGAGCUGCCAACUCUCAAGCUGUUGCCGUGUGACACAUGGUUUUCACCCACAUUCAUGCCACACAUCCAAUUACUCACGCAAAAAAUUCUAAUCUGAUCUUGGGUAGAGACUCGCUCGUUCCUUUUCAAAUUCUCCGAUUGUACUAGAUGGCGCUGAUGGCGUCUGCAGCUGACUAGUUAUUUUUGCGACUGACCUUACUGCAUUUCUAGGAAAUUUCCUUUCAGACACAAAAUUUAUGGGAGGAUAUUAUUUAAACGAUUUGCGCGUGUGAUAUUAUUGGUAUUUGUGCCAUUAUUUCAUGCCGAAAAAGCAUGUCAUUUUGAGCUUGGAAUUGCUGCAAUUGUUGCUGAUAAGAGAGCGCGUGAUACAAGGCAGAGGAUUUUUUAACAUGUAACAGUUUAUUUGGAAUGUCUGAGGAACAUAUUAUUUAAAAAUAUUGUUUUCCAAGCCAUGUCUUCUUUUAUUUGCUGGAGAAAAUAAAAGAGGAGUCUCUACAGGACUCAUACAAUAGCAGGUGUUUCAAAACUUCUUGUAACCCUUUUGUCUUCCGGUUCUUUUCAGUGUACUAUGACUUUGUUAGCUCCCCCCCCCCCGAAUUUUCAGCUAAGAUGCCAGUGAAGCUGAACGCGAGCUCAUCAGGCAUUAGAUCACCCGCUGGAGCAUCAGCUCUGCUUAUUUGUGACCCGGAACUAAUUUGCGCUGCUUAGUAGAUUGCUUACUAUGGAAAUCAGCUGCUGUGCCUGUGUUAUUUAAUUUGUGCAUUUUAAGUAAAAAUCCUGCACUUAUUACCACUCCCAUAGGCGCUUUUUUGGAAUUGCGCUCUCGUGCUAAUUUGACCCAUUUAGCAAAUCUGGCCCUAAGUAUGUAACAAUUAAAUGUUGUCAAAUUUAAUAAUCACUCUUAAUUUUAAAUCUUUUAAGAAAAUAUUUUUAAUAUUGUGCGUGUAGUGUGGUGAAUUUAAACUCAGCUGAUAUAGCUCUUACCGUUCUAAUCAAAAAAUAUAAAUCAACCUACCUAGGUCAAGGCUUAACCACUGGUCUAUAAAUAAGGCUUUAUUGUGGUACAUAGGCAGUAAUUUAGGCACAACAAUAGUUUUUUCUGGAUGAAUGUUCAGCUCAAGUCUAAAAGGCCCAACAAGUCAUUAUGCAAAACAUGAAUCAGAAUAAGUUCAGGUAUUGCACAUCUUUAGCAGACCACCCAAAAAUCCACUAGAAUGCAGGAAAUCACAUCUAAUUAAAUAUAAAAAAAAUUGGGGUGGACCUUCAGCUAUAUCUGCCUCACAGAAUUUAACCAAUAUUGUCCAUCUCCAGUAGGCUGCCCCAUCCUCCUCACAAACCACCAGAACCCAGGGUACAACAUCAAAAUAAUUCCAUUUUUAUCUGAGCCACCAACAUGUUUGGCUGCAUGCGCUGCAUAAUAUUGAUCACUCCUGACAAAAUCUCACUCCAAGUUUUUUUUUUAUUUAAGUUGGCAGGUAUAUUAUUGGGUCUCCUGAUGUCACUAUCUUUGGUUACACUGUGAAAGCUUUAUUUCUUCUUUCUGUUUUUUAUUGUUUUUAGAAUUAUAUAUAAAAACAAUAUUGCUUAUAAGAUAAAGAUUUGAAAUUGUUUAAUUGUUACUGAAAUUAUAAAUUAUGUUUUGCCAUCAGAAUUAUUGAAAUAUUCUGUCCUGAUGUUUUUGUUUAUUAAUAAAGUGUGAAGAGUG